Molecule: messenger RNA, 1240 nt
Organism: Homo sapiens (human)
Lineage: Eukaryota; Metazoa; Chordata; Mammalia; Primates; Hominidae
Gene: GSTT1
Product: glutathione S-transferase theta 1
Exons: 5
Coding region: 81-950 (289 amino acids)
Biological process (GO): cellular oxidant detoxification; glutathione metabolic process
Cellular component (GO): cytoplasm
Molecular function (GO): glutathione transferase activity
Source: RefSeq, a predicted model, not a curated record
UCUGAGGUCCGAGACCCGAGUCCUGGCACUGGAGUUUGCUGACUCCCUCUGGUUUCCGGUCAGGUCGGUCGGUCCCCACUAUGGGCCUGGAGCUGUACCUGGACCUGCUGUCCCAGCCCUGCCGCGCUGUUUACAUCUUUGCCAAGAAGAACGACAUUCCCUUCGAGCUGCGCAUCGUGGAUCUGAUUAAAGGGGCCCUUCCAGUCUUUGCCAACCAGGAGUGCAGACUGGUGGGAAGAAGAACUGUGAAACUGGGGCCAGAGCAUUGCAGGGAGGGGCACAGGCCAUGGCGGGCUCAGCGUUCUCCUCCCACCACCCACCAUGCUGGACUCUUCCCAGGUCAGCACUUAAGCGAUGCCUUUGCCCAGGUGAACCCCCUCAAGAAGGUGCCAGCCUUGAAGGACGGGGACUUCACCUUGACGGAGAGUGUGGCCAUCCUGCUCUACCUGACGCGCAAAUAUAAGGUCCCUGACUACUGGUACCCUCAGGACCUGCAGGCCCGUGCCCGUGUGGAUGAGUACCUGGCAUGGCAGCACACGACUCUGCGGAGAAGCUGCCUCCGGGCCUUGUGGCAUAAGGUGAUGUUCCCUGUUUUCCUGGGUGAGCCAGUAUCUCCCCAGACACUGGCAGCCACCCUGGCAGAGUUGGAUGUGACCCUGCAGUUGCUCGAGGACAAGUUCCUCCAGAACAAGGCCUUCCUUACUGGUCCUCACAUCUCCUUAGCUGACCUCGUAGCCAUCACGGAGCUGAUGCAUCCCGUGGGUGCUGGCUGCCAAGUCUUCGAAGGCCGACCCAAGCUGGCCACAUGGCGGCAGCGCGUGGAGGCAGCAGUGGGGGAGGACCUCUUCCAGGAGGCCCAUGAGGUCAUUCUGAAGGCCAAGGACUUCCCACCUGCAGACCCCACCAUAAAGCAGAAGCUGAUGCCCUGGGUGCUGGCCAUGAUCCGGUGAGCUGGGAAACCUCACCCUUGCACCGUCCUCAGCAGUCCACAAAGCAUUUUCAUUUCUAAUGGCCCAUGGGAGCCAGGCCCAGAAAGCAGGAAUGGCUUGCCUAAGACUUGCCCAAGUCCCAGAGCACCUCACCUCCCGAAGCCACCAUCCCCACCCUGUCUUCCACAGCCGCCUGAAAGCCACAAUGAGAAUGAUGCACACUGAGGCCUUGUGUCCUUUAAUCACUGCAUUUCAUUUUGAUUUUGGAUAAUAAACCUGGGCUCAGCCUGAGCCUCUGCUUCUAACUCUAA